This is a messenger RNA of Sorghum bicolor (sorghum), 1272 nucleotides long. RefSeq names its product zinc finger HIT domain-containing protein 3. Gene Ontology annotation, biological process: box C/D snoRNP assembly; maturation of LSU-rRNA from tricistronic rRNA transcript (SSU-rRNA, 5.8S rRNA, LSU-rRNA); snoRNA localization. The record is from RefSeq and is a predicted model, not a curated record. Lineage: Eukaryota; Viridiplantae; Streptophyta; Magnoliopsida; Poales; Poaceae. The transcript is spliced from 7 exons. Bases 430 to 882 code for a protein of 150 amino acids. Gene Ontology annotation, cellular component: nucleus; pre-snoRNP complex.
UGCCAUUGACCUAGCGCACCUUCGGCUUCGUCCAAAAACACACGGGGCUGUGGCGGCGCCUUCUCCUCCCGUAUUCUCUCGACUCGACGUGUCCAUCCUCUCACUCGCCCCUAGAAGCCAUCACGAAUUGGCCACCUCCGAUGUGAGGCAACCUCAAGGAGAAGGAAGCUCAUCAAUCUCGCCGCUGGCCUCCUCACCUCUGCUUUUGCGUCGCUGCGUUAUCGUCUCUGCAUCCGAGUGUCGCUAUCUUCCUGGUGCCUGGUGCUGCCUGUGUUCACGAGCUGGAACUUGUCCGAGCUUCAGCCAAGUCAAGCUCGAGCCUGUCUAGCCAAGCAGAACGGCACGGUGGUGCUGGUCGACGCCUCCUCUGAGGAACACGUGCCGGUCGACGCUUCCUCUUGGCGGACGGUCUCGAGUUUGGUCGGGAGGAUGGGUGGCGGGAGCUGCUGCGUCUGCAAGGAGGCGCCGCCCAAGUACAAGUGCCCCUCCUGCCGCACGCCCUAUUGCUCUGUCACAUGCUUUAAAAAGCACAAAGAGGAAUCUUGCCAAAAGACAUCGCCUCAGGAAGAAAUUAGCAAGUCACCACUGCAGGAGGAAGUUACACUGAACACCACAUGCAUUGCAGAAUCUCCAAAUACAGUGGGCCCUACAAAAGCUCUUGAAGUUGAGGACCCAAGCUGGGUUGUUGACAACAAUAGACUAAGGUCUUUAGCGGAACUGAAAGGGAUCCAAGAUGCUCUCAGGGAUCCUGAACUGCAGAAAAUGAUACUUAAAAUUGAUGGGUCUUUGGAACCAGAAAAAGAAUUGGAGAAAUUGAUGGAAGGUCAAGCUUUUGGCCAGUUCGCUGAUAAGAUUCUUGACAUUGUCAGCCCACAAGAAUAAUCGCCUGCCCUGCCUGUUUGGUGGGAUUGAUGCUGGAGUAAAUAGAAGCAUCCAGGCAAACAAGCGAAAGUGGACGAGCUGAUCUCUGGUUUUCCUUUUUCCAGGAUGGGGUAGACUUUAGAACACAUCUUGAGUCGCCUGUUUUUCCAUGACGGGGGUAGACUUUGGAACACAUAUUGUGUCGCCUGGUGAAAGGAAAUUGCUGUAGCUGAAAAAUCUCUCUUGCCAAAGAUAGAUAUUUCUUCUGUGGUUGCAUUAUGCGUUUCACUUCAGAGUGUCGAUAAUCCUAGCUGUAUUUUAGUGCAGUAGACAGCGACUCUACAUUGACUACUGAAUCUUGAGAAGAUGACGCUUCUUCCAUUGACCAAUAUAGCGGCCAUAUUUCCGCAA